Messenger RNA from Phragmites australis (common reed), 1568 nucleotides. Its product is annotated as mitogen-activated protein kinase kinase kinase 17-like. The record is from RefSeq and is a predicted model, not a curated record. The transcript has a single exon. Gene Ontology annotation, molecular function: protein kinase activity; ATP binding. NCBI's taxonomy places the organism in Eukaryota, Viridiplantae, Streptophyta, Magnoliopsida, Poales, Poaceae. The coding region runs from base 92 to 1501 and encodes 469 amino acids. Gene Ontology annotation, biological process: protein phosphorylation.
GGGCGCAGCCGGAUCAGCGGCGUCGCGCCACGCAGACGCGGAGUUCCGAGACCUAGACAAAGAAACCGCAAGAAAAAACUUGGGUACCACGAUGGUAGACGCGGGGAUCAGCGGCCGCCGCCUGACGCGGCUCCGCACGCUCGGCCGCGGCGCGUCUGGCGCCGUCGUGUCGCUCUUCGCGGCGGGGGACGAGCUCCUCGCUGUGAAGUCGGCGGGCGGGGCCGUGGGGGGCGAGCAGCUGCGGCGCGAGGGGGGGAUCAUGGCCUCGCUCUGCUCGCCGCACGUGCUCCCCUGCCUCGGGUUCCGCGCCGCAGCGGGAGGGGAGUACCAGCUGCUCCUCGAGUUCGCGCCCGGCGGCUCGCUGGCCGACGAGGUGGAAAGGAAUGGGGGCCACCUGGAGGAAGGCGCCAUACGGGCGUACGCGGCGGACGUGGCCAAGGGGAUCGCGUACCUCCAUGGGGAGUCCAUGGUGCACGGGGACGUCAAGGCGAGGAACGUGGCGAUCGGCGCCGACGGGCGGGCCAAGCUCGCGGACUUCGGGUGCGCGAGGCGCGUGGGCUCGAAAGGGCCGAUCGGCGGCACACCGGCAUUCAUGGCGCCGGAGGUGGUGCGCGGGGAGGAGCAGGGACCGGAGGCCGACGUCUGGGCGCUGGGAUGCACCGUCAUCGAGAUGGCCACAGGCCGCGCCCCGUGGAGCGACAUGGACGACGUCGUCGCGGCGGUGCGCCUGAUCGGGUACACGGACGCCACGCCGGAGGCGCCGGAGUGGCUGUCGGCGGAGGCGAAGGACUUCUUGGGCAAGUGCCUACGGCGAAACACCAGUGAGCGGUGGACGGUGGCGCAGCUGCUGGAGCACCCGUUCUUGGCAUCAGCCGGCUGCGGCGUCAAGGCAGAGGAUUUGAAGGCCAAGUGGGUAUCUCCCAAGAGCACGCUGGAUGCCGCAUUGUGGGAGUUGGACGCCGACGACGAGGAUGAGGAGCUGCCAGAGAGCGCGGCUGACAGAAUCAGGGCAUUGGCAGGCCCCUUCUCGGCCUUGCCGGACUGGGAAUCCGACGAUGGUUGGAUCGAAGUGUGCAGCCGUCACUCUGAACUUCCUGACGCAGCGGCCGCCUGCCAAGAAGUGAAAUUUCCGACGCACCGUGAAAUUUUCGACGCGGCGGCGGCGAUGUCGUCCGAGCAGAUGCACAAUGAAGUCCCCGUUGUGCCGGUGGCUUUACCGGCUGCGGAGACGACGUUCCAUGGAGAUUUUUGGGGUGCAGAAUCGGAAGCAGAGGUGGAGGCUGAGCUUUUUGGCGCUGACUUGGAUGCGGGCGAUGAUCCUGUGCACAAUGUAGGAGCUGCCGAUGCCUAUGCGCAUCAGCAACACAAAGAUAUUUAUGCGAAUCUCACUAGUGAUCCAAUUGUACUUCAUCUCGAUAUUUCUGAUGAAGAAAUAGUAAAAACUCAUUGUCAUGGUCAAAUCGCCUUUCAUUCCCUUCCACCUCCUCUGUUCGUCCUUUAGCUUUUCUUUUUUUACUGACUCCCACUGACAAACUUAGGCACCAUUGAAUACAGGAAUUUUUCUUGAA